Molecule: messenger RNA, 1198 nt
Organism: Triticum aestivum (bread wheat)
Lineage: Eukaryota; Viridiplantae; Streptophyta; Magnoliopsida; Poales; Poaceae
Exons: 2
Coding region: 88-411 (107 amino acids)
Source: RefSeq, a predicted model, not a curated record
GCCAAGCCAUCAGCUUGUCACCUUCCCGCCCGUGCCCGAGCAGAACACCGGAACAGAGCGAGCGAACACAAGCUAAUUAAGCGACCCAUGGCCCAGGGAAGCGAUGCCGCCGCGUGCCGCUGCAGUCUGCCCCUGCUGCCACUGCCACCGCGGCGCCUCCUCCUCGUCGUCCUCGUCGCCAUGCUCACCGUGGUUUUGGUGGCGCCGCCGUCGGCGAGGGCGGCGUGGGUGGAGGACUACCCGUCGGGGGUGCCGUGCGGGGCGACGAUCCCGGUGGAGCAGUGCGACCCGGGGGACGCGGCGGCCAACAGCGCCUGCAUGGACGUGUGCCACUACGGCGGGUGCCGCCGCGGCGGCCGCUGCGUGUCGCUCGGCUUCGCCAGGGGACGCGGCUGCCAUUGCAGGUGCUAGCCUGCCGCGCGGCAGCUUCCAUGUUCUUGCACUUCGCCAGCGGUUCUUCCCGGCCUUUUUUCCCCUCUGUGUGUGUUUGAGUGGUACGAUCUGUGCAAUAUUGCGUUGGGUGUUUUCACCUGCGCAGUCGGUGGCUUUUGUUUGCUCCUGCGUUUUUCUGCAUGCACAGAUUAAGGUCCCGUUUGGAUUCCCUCCGCUCCGCGGCUCCGCGCCGGAGCAGAGCGGCAAUCCAGUUAGGGAGCGUUCGGAAUCCCUCCACUCCCAAGUCAGCUCGCGGAGCCGGCGGAGCUGCAGGCUGAAAAGGUAAAGCUGAGAUAUACGCGCUCCGCAGAUCUGCGGAGCUGGCGGAAGGCCGAACAGGCCCUUAAUUUACACCAUAAUUUAAGGAGUUGGUUAAACCCCGCUCUGCGCGCUUCGCUCCGCGAGGACUGUCGAACGCGGCCUAAGGCCAAAAGCCGUCUCUCAAAUUAGAGUCACUGUCCGUCUAAAACGGAAUUUAAGCAAACUGGACAAAUUGAACCAAGUUAAUACUCCCUCCGAUCAGAAAAAAAGUGUCGUGCCUUCAAACUAAGUUUGAACUAACCUUGGUUCAAACUGCGACACUUUUUUCAGAUCGGAGAGAAUAAUAUUUUUGACACAUUUCAUUAACAAAAGUGCACAUGACAUUUUUUUAACCUAGUCUAAAUCUCCACGUACCGUGGAGGCCCCCGUGUUCCACGUCCUAUUCUUCCCUAUGUUCGUGGCUUCGAGAAGUGAAGUUGUGGGUAAUCGGCGAGGGGGAGAGUAG